AGGAGACUCCGUAGUAAAGUAUGUUACUACUUCACCCAAUUAUUUUACAUGCAAAUACUACCAAAUGUCCACGAAAUUUCCAAUCUAAUGCAUGCACUAUUACCUUUUUUUUUUCCACAUGUGAUGAGACUAUUAUAAAUAGUUCUUAGAAUUCAUCACAAUAAUGAGUAGAACACACCAAACUCACUAGUAACAAACUCUCUCUUACUAACUAAAACUCCCACCAUACCAUUUUUAGCCAUGCCGGUCCAAGAAAGAAAUCUAGUUGAUGAGGUCUCCGGUUGGCUAAGGAUUUACGAUGACGGUUCCGUGGACCGGUCUUGGGUCGGGCCACCCGAGGUAAAGUUCAUGGUUGACCCGGUUUCGGCCCAUGAAGAAUUCAUUGACGGGGUUGCGGUCCGUGAUGUGAAUCUCAAAUCGGGUCCUCGGGUUCGGGUAUACAUGCCCGAGACCCGACCCGAGGAUGACCCGAAUGAGAAGUUACCCGUGAUCCUCCACUUUCCGGGUGGUGGGUUUUGCAUAAGUGAGGCCGAUUGGUUUAUGUACUAUGUGUUUUACUCAAAGUUAGCCAAGUUGGGCCGGGCCAUUGUUGUCUCGGUCUACCUUCAGCAUGCUCCCGAGAACCGGCUCCCGUCUGCUGUUAAUGAGGGGUUCUCGGCCCUUUUAUGGCUCACCUCAUUGGCCCAAUCCAAGGCCCAUGAUGAGUGGCUCACAGGCCGGGCUGAUUUUGGACGGGUUUUUUUAAUUGGGGAUAGCUCAGGUGGUAACCUAGUCCAUGAAGUGGGGGCCCAAGGUGGAAAAACUAAUUUGAGCCCAUUGAAACUAGCCGGGUCGAUUCCGAUCCACCCGGGUGUGGUUCGAGCCACGAGAAGCCGGUCCGAGUCAGAAAUGCCCCAAACUCCAUUUUUGACCCUAGACAUGGCUGAUAAGUUUUUGAGCCUAGCCUUACCAAUUGGGAGCACCAAGGAUCACCCAAUUACAUGCCCAAUGGGCCCAGCCGCACCGCCUUUAGAUGGGCUCCAAUUGCCACCAAUUAUGUAUUGUGUGGCUGAAAAGGAUUUGUUCAUUGACACACAAAUGGAAUUCUAUGAAGCCUUGAAGAAGGCUAACAAAAAUGUGGAGCUUUAUAUGAGUGAAAAUGUGACUCAUAGCUUUUACCUCAAUAAAAUGGCCGUGGACCAUGAUCCUCAGACUAAGGCCCAAACUGAUAAUCUUUAUGAUGCUAUAAUUGAUUUCAUCAAAAGGCAUUGAUUGAUUGGAGAAAAAGACUUAUCAAUAGACAAUAGUCACAAUAAUGAAGGUGUUUUUGUCACUUUAGAUGUGAUUGGUGGUGUGACAUUGUAGUAAUGUAGCUUCAUGUUGUCCUAAUAAAUGAUUAUGUAGUUUUAAUGGUGAUGUAAUUUAGAUUAAGAUCCUUGUUAUUUGGAUUUUGUCGACAAACCAUUUUAUGAAUACUUCUUGCUCUCUCUA
Molecule: messenger RNA, 1470 nt
Organism: Chenopodium quinoa (quinoa)
Lineage: Eukaryota; Viridiplantae; Streptophyta; Magnoliopsida; Caryophyllales; Amaranthaceae
Product: probable carboxylesterase 6
Exons: 1
Coding region: 241-1251 (336 amino acids)
Molecular function (GO): hydrolase activity
Source: RefSeq, a predicted model, not a curated record